This is a messenger RNA of Phytophthora sojae, 918 nucleotides long. RefSeq lists its product as hypothetical. The transcript is spliced from 5 exons. Gene Ontology annotation, biological process: GPI anchor biosynthetic process. The coding region runs from base 1 to 918 and encodes 305 amino acids. Gene Ontology annotation, molecular function: phosphatidylinositol N-acetylglucosaminyltransferase activity. Gene Ontology annotation, cellular component: glycosylphosphatidylinositol-N-acetylglucosaminyltransferase (GPI-GnT) complex. The record is from RefSeq and is a predicted model, not a curated record. NCBI's taxonomy places the organism in Eukaryota, Oomycota, Peronosporomycetes, Peronosporales, Peronosporaceae.
AUGAAGGAGGUGGGGCUGAGAUCUGUGGAUGGCCAGACCGAAGGACCGUGCUUGGGGCACCGCCGCCGUGGGCACAGCGACUGUGCCAAGGUGAUCAUCAGCGCCACGCGUGAACGCUACGUGGAGAUGAUUUCUCGCUACUCAUGCUGGACUACGGUGCGGCGGCUGUGCAUCGUCAUGUGCUGCGACUUCUUCCCGCUCCUGGUCGGCGUGGAGAUGCCCAUCCGAUCGCUCUCGCAGUGGCUGCUGCGCGGCGGCCACAAUGUCAUCCUGCUCACGUAUGCCGUUCCCGGACCCAAGGUCAGAGUGGGCCCGACGGCGCCGCCAACACCCCACUCAGCGCGCGGUCGUGCGUUACAUGACAAGCUGUACUACCUGCCGGUGAUGCACUUGCUGGACAUCGUGACGUACAUGACGUUCGUGGGCCACUUGGCGCUGUUCCGGGCCAUCCGCGUCCGCGAGCAGACCAAAGCGCUGGACCUGGGCGUCAAGACCGUGUACACGGAUCACUCGCUCUUCGGCUUCGUGGACGCUGCCAGCGUCCUUCUUAACAAGAUCAUAAAUUUCCUCGUGUUCUCGAACCUCGUGCUGCGUGCGUCAUUGCGCGAGGGGCUCGAGAGUGGGUUUACACGGCUGCUGCUCGAGGAGAUGCUGGAGAAGCACCGACGGCCCUACUGCGUGACGCUCUACGGCGCCGUGCCCAGCUUCAAAGUGCGCGACGUACUGUGUCAAGACCACAUCUUCCUCAACCGACAGCUCGCUGGCCAAGAGAGCCUCUACUUCACGAUUCUGGAAGCUGCGAAAUACGAGCUUUCCGUGUUCACAGCGGACAUCACGCCUGAGGCGCUCGCGGAGGCGACGCUAGCCGCGGAGCUUCGACUGGCGGGCGUGGAUCGACAGGACUUCCAACGCGCUUGA